Molecule: messenger RNA, 1018 nt
Organism: Pangasianodon hypophthalmus (striped catfish)
Lineage: Eukaryota; Metazoa; Chordata; Actinopteri; Siluriformes; Pangasiidae
Product: deoxyribonuclease gamma
Exons: 10
Coding region: 146-973 (275 amino acids)
Biological process (GO): DNA catabolic process
Cellular component (GO): nucleus
Molecular function (GO): DNA nuclease activity
Source: RefSeq, a predicted model, not a curated record
UCUGUGCUCAUGUCUGGGGUUGGGCCAAGCACAUACUAAGCCACACACCCUUGGGUAAUCAGAUGGAAGGAUGCCGCUAUAAGUUGUGUCUCAGUUGUGCUUAUACGGUUUCCUGUGGAUUUUGGCUUUGAUCACUGGAAGAAUCAUGAAGAUCGCUGCUUUCAACGUUCAGAAAUUUGGAAAGAGAAAAUUGUCAGACCCUGUUGUCAGGAAAACACUUAUUAAGAUAGUGUCACGCUAUGACAUAGUUGUCAUCCUGGAGGUGGUGGAUGCCAGCGGGGAAGCAGUCGACAGCUUUCUAAAAGAGCUAAAUAAGGCCAACCCACAGCACCCUUACAGCAUGAAGCUCAGUGUACGACUGGGGAGGACCACGUACAAGGAGCAGUUUCUGUUCCUUUACAGGAAUUCUGUGGUGGAAGUGAUUGGCACUUAUCAAUAUGAGGACAAUCAACCUGGAGACGAGGACGCCUUUGCUAGGGAACCUUAUAUCCUGCGUUUCUCUUCUCCUAACACAGUGGUGAAGGAUCUGGUUCUGGUGCCUGUCCACACAAAGCCUGAAGACUCAGAGAAAGAAAUAGACGAGCUAUAUGACGUGUGCAUGGCUGUCAGGAAGAAAUGGAAGACUGAUAACAUCAUGAUCUUGGGUGACUUCAAUGCGGAUGGCAGUUAUGUGUCUAAAAAAGAGAUGAAGGCAAUGAGGAUCUACACAGAUAAAAACUUCCACUGGCUGAUUACGGAUAAGGAGGACACCACCACGAGCACAAAGAACGACCACACUUAUGACAGGAUAGUGGUGUAUGGACAGACAAUGCUUGAUGCCGUUGUGCCGAACUCUGCCAAGCCAUUUAACUUCCAACAGGAAUAUGGACUGACUGAAGCUGAUGCACUUAAGGUGAGUGAUCACUAUCCAGUGGAAGUAGAACUGAAAGAAAGCAACGCCGGUGGUCAAAGCUCUGCCACACCCAAGAAAUAGACGACAACAGGAGAAAGAAAACACUGGCAGAGGACCUGGAAAAAG